Kazachstania africana CBS 2517 is the source of this 1164-nucleotide messenger RNA. RefSeq names its product Pex15p (gene PEX15). NCBI's taxonomy places the organism in Eukaryota, Fungi, Ascomycota, Saccharomycetes, Saccharomycetales, Saccharomycetaceae. Bases 1 to 1164 code for a protein of 387 amino acids. The record is from RefSeq and is a predicted model, not a curated record. The transcript has a single exon.
AUGGCUCAUACAAAUCAUAAAUCUCACAAUACUAAGCUCCAUGAUGAGAAGGAACUUAGUUCCUCGGUGCGCGACUUAUUAAACGAUGAGAUGUUUAACAAGGGUACCCAUGAAGCAAAUGCCAUAGUGUCACAAUUGAAGUUUCAAGAAUGUCAGGCACUUUUUAUCGAGUCAUCCUUUGUAGAAAGUCUCAAUAAGAUGCAUGAGUGCGGUUAUUUAGAGAAGGACUUAUUAUCAAGCAACUAUGAUGUUUUCAAAUUAUUUGUUAAUAAUUGCGAGAACAUCGAAGACUUCAAGAUGCUGGGAGCAGAAUUGCAGAUAAUAGCAAGUGAGACAUUUGAAUGUGAAAUGAUGGACCUUUUGCCGCUACAAGACUCCUCUUCGUCACUAUUGCUAAUGAAAUUUCUUCACUGCUGCAGCAAGACAUUACAUUUAGAUGGUACAACGAAAACAGAAAAGUCUAUUGAGCUGCAAAGUUUUGUAAAGAAUCUAAUUAAUAAAAACGUUAGAAGUUCUUUGAAUGACAAUGACUUUGUUUAUUACAUGACUUCCCUUUAUAUUUUCCAAAUCGAGAUUGGUUUAUUGUCAAACAAACCUACACAGGACCUGUAUUUUGCCCUUUGCAACUCAAUACCCAAUCUUUCGUCUUCAUUAUUAAAGAUGGAUAUUCAUGGAAUAAACGCGCAACAGGACAUUCUGAACAAGCUUGAUGAAUGUCAAGAGCUUAGAAAAGAUUAUCAUCAUCGUCACAGUAAUCAUUACCAUGAAAAGAUUCAAAAGAGAAGAAAUUCCACAAAAUUAAGAAGUCUACCGUCAAAAUCAAUGGAAGAGGCAGAAUUGAAAAGACUAAAGGAGGAAAAUGAAACAUAUCGCAACCAAACUGAAGAAUCAUCACAUACAACUUUAACACAUGUAGUUUCUCAUUGGAACGCUAAAUUGCACCAGUUGUUGCAACAAUUUCCACAGUUUCAAGAAAUUCGAGCUGUACUCGACUUCUUGAAAAAAUACAGACAACAUACAUACGUAUUAGCAUUUCUACUCGGAAUAAUCCUCAUUAACAGAAAAUUUGGCAGAAUAAAAGGUAUAAUUAGAUACAUCUCCAGAAUACUGAAAUCGUUGCUGCCUCAGCUCCUCCAGUUAUUACAAACACUCACCGCAGUAUAA